UACCUCCUCGCCGUCCCGGGCACCCGGCGGUCGCGCCGCUUGCCUUUGUCCUCCUGGAGGGGAGAGGGUUUCUCCCUAAGGCAGCAGUGCUUUCCCAAAGUGCCAAAAAACUCGCCAUCUUUCCAUAAUGGUGGCUGUACCCAGGACACUCCUGCCGUGCCUUUGGCUCUUCGCACUUCCCAUCAAGGCAUGCUUAGCCCAAGUGACUCUACCACCACCACGAGGGUGUGGUAAGGACCUGAAUUCCAUCUACUACAACCUCUGUGACCUGUCUGUAGCCUGGGGCAUCGUGUUGGAGGCAGUAGCCAGUUUUGGGGUCGUGACCAGCUUUGUCCUCACGGUGGUCCUAGUGGCCAGUGUGCCUUUCGUCCAGGACUACAGGAAGAAGAGCUUAAUAGGGACUCAGGCUUUCUUGUUGCUGGGCACCCUCGGGCUGUUCUGUUUGACCUUUGCCUUCAUUGUCAAGCAAGAUUUUUCCACGUGUGCCUCCCGCCGCUUCCUUUUUGGUGUCCUCUUUGCCAUAUGCUUUGCUUGCCUGGCAGCCCAUACCCUCAGCCUCAAUUUCCUUGCCCGGCGGAAUCAUGGUCCCCGGGGCUGGGUCACCUUCUGCAUGGCUUUGCUCCUCGUCUUGGUCGAGGUCAUCAUCAAUACAGAGUGGCUCAUUAUCACGGUGGUGAGGAGUGACGCUGCAUCAAAGGACCCCUGCAAAGUGGACAAUGCUGACUUCACCAUGGCACUCAUCUACGUCAUGUUCUUGCAAGUGGCUACCUUUGUUGCUGCUUGGCCUGUCUUGUGUGGACGUUACAAGCACUGGAGGAAACAUGCCAUCUUCAUCCUCCUCACCACCUCCUUUUCCAUGGCCAUCUGGAUAGUGUGGAUUGUUAUGUACGUGUAUGGCAACCAGCAGGAAGGGGGUGUAACGUGGGAUGACCCCACGUUGGCCAUUGCUCUUGUUUCCAAUGCUGCUGUCUUUGUUUUCUUUUACGUCAUCCCUGAGAUUUCUCAAGUGAUCAGACCAGGGCCAGAGCAGGCUUACGAGGAUGAUGUGUACCCCACCCGGGGGGUUGGAUAUGAAACAAUUCUCAAGGAACAGAAAACUCAGAGCAUGUUUGUGGAGAACAAGGCCUUCUCAAUGGAUGAACCUUCUUCAGCCAAAAAGCCUGUGUCCCCAUACAGCGGAUACAACGGACAGCUACUGACGAGCGUGUACCAGCCCACAGAGAUGGCUCUCAUGCACAAAGGGCCUUCUGAUGGCCCUUAUGAUGUCAUCCUCCCUCGUGCCACAGCCAACAGCCAAGUGAUGAGCAGUGCCAAUUCCACCCUGCGUGCUGAGGAUGCCUACAUGUCACAGAAUAAGCAGUCAGUGGCACAGAAAGAUGGAAAGAGUGGACAGGCUUCAUCUCCAUAUAGCAAGAGCAGAUGGUAGAAGCCCAAGUCUUGAUUUCGGCAGGUCCCAUUCCUUGAGGAUGCCUUGCAAAACCUGCCUUCAUGAAGGAGCAUCUAUCUAAUUGGGGUGAAGCCUCAGUUAGCUAUUCAGAUUUCCUCCUGGGAGCUGAGACAAUGCAGUUUCUGUUUGUUGUACAUAACCCAAGUGCUCUGCUUGACCUCUGCUUUAGAAAAUCUGGGUCACUAUGCUGGGAUGCUCCUGUUGUUGUUUUUUAUUCUGAACAGCGGGACAUCUACUCUCCUUGGAGCCUUCAAUCAAGUUCUUCAUAGUUCCACCUCUGCAGUACAGCUAGCCAGAACUUUGGGAGCCUCUCUGUGUUUUGUUUUUAACCCAUACCUUUGAUGUACCAUACUGACUCAGUUGUAAGUGUCUCUCCUUCUCCUGCAAUCCCCCCCCUGGUCAUGCUGUACAAAUAGGCCUCUACUGAAACAGGUUGGCCUCUUGGUGGAUGGUUGGGUGCCUCUUCCUUUCCAUCUUAUUGCCAAAUCCCCCAAGGGAGUGCUUCAGAAUUGAGAAGGGUGCUGUUCCAGCUCUUCGUAGUGGGGGCUGUAUGGAAGCCAGUCUUUCUGGGGAGAGAGACGUUUCAUGUGCAGAAAGAACUCUUGGACAUUCACCUGAGCUGUGGUAGACGCUCUUAUGGCCCUCCUACCUUUGCACCAAGCCCUGGAGUGUGACAACAACGUGCUGUUCCCAGAAUCCGUAUUCUCUCCCCCCCCCACACACACACUGCUCCUGCCCUCGCAACACAAAUUAAGGGAGUGUAAAGACUUUAUAAAAUGCUUGUUGUUUUGCUCUGAGCAUCAACAAGGGGGCUGGCUCUGCCUUAUCUUGUGGGCAACGUCUCAACUGUCUCAGCGAUGCAGGAGCCGUGUUUUUGACAUGUUGGUGAAUGAUUUGGUGCCAUCCUCUGAUCAUGCAAGCGGCACCAACUGAUGAAGGAGUGGGAAGCUAUAAGGUGGUUGUGUUUAGUUUCCCAGGAUCCUCCGGUGGUACUUCCUAGUUCCUAUGCAGUAUGAGAAUUGUAGGAGCGACAUGAAGUCUGGUCUACAGCAGUUCUUUCUGUGGACCAAACGGUCCCUUUCUCGCUUCUCCUCUCCAUCCCCACCCACGCCACUCCCAAGAGCUCAGCUGGCCCUCUUGGUCAGAUGCAUGAAAUGUUCUCUUUGGUUGGUGGAUAUGUAUGUGUGUGGCCAUGUUCCCUGAGGAUGCUGGGAGGUGUAGUCCCACACUUCUGGAGGGCACCAGGUUGAGGAAUGGUGGUAUAGACAGAAGGGGAGUGGAGAAUGUAAUUAUAAAGUAAGGCCAGAGGGCCCCACAGGGCAAAAGAUGGGUGUGUCACAUAACUAUGCACAGUGUUCCCAUACUCCAGCAUCAAAGGAUGAAACUGUUGAAUUGGGAUUUUUUUCGCAGAUUUGACUCUUAUCAAGCUCAGGCUUAAGGAGAACUGGGAGCGGCUGGCUCACCACAAAAAAGGAAUUGUCCCUCUUUAGGCAUUAUUCAUCUUGCUUUACCUAUUCCUCAUCAGUCAGGAAUGGGACACACCCACUCUGAAUGUUUUACUGGAGCUCUUUUAUCUUUUGUGCUGCGUACACAGCAAUGUGACACACGUCUCUAUUGCUGGGCUUUCUGGCUCUGCCCUCACUUUGUAAUUAUCUCUCUCUCAACCACACACACACACACACGCAUGCGCACACACAAGGCUUCUUUCUGCGCCCAUGUGUAUAUCUGCCAAUUGAGGAUAACACACCUUACAUCUGGUGCAGGACAUCUGACACUGCUGUAAACCUGUUAAGCCUUUAAGGUGCCCUCAGAUUCUGCGUUGUUACAGCUGUUGUGGUUUUGCACUUCCCCUGCACACUUCUGUGUGUUUGGGCUAUGGCCUGAGCAGAGUCUUUAUGCUCCCACCAUCCUGAUGUGCCACCAUUUCUCCUCUCCUCUUGUUCUUGGAAGAAGGUGCUGUGUCUCUCCUGAACAAAGGCAGGGAACAGACUUUGGGGUCGUGAGGGCAGGUUGAAGCAAGGUUUGAAGAAGUGGGGUGGAGAAGCACUGCAUACGCCUAGCAAUGUGUUUUCAUCAGUCCUCUCUUGGCCUCAGACUGGUGUACUCAGUGCCUUUUGUAGACAGGCCAACUUGUAUCUUAAGUUCUCUGUACAGGCAGGCCGGCCUUAUUCCGGGGUGGGCAACUUGUGGCCCUCCAGAUAUUAUUGGGCUGCAGCUCUCAUGAUCUCUCACCAUUGGCUGUGCUGGCUAGGACUGAUGGGAGUUGCAGUCCAACAACUCCACUAGAGAGAGUGAUGUAGUGGUUAGAGUGUUGGAGUGGGACUGGAGAGACCCAGGUUCAGGUUCCCACUGUCAUUAAGCUCACUGGGUGACUUUGGGUCAGUCGCUGACUCUCAGCCUAACCUACCUCACAGGGUUGUUGUGAGGUUAAAAUGGAGAGGAGGAGGACCAUGUAUACAACCUUGGGCUCCUUGGAGGAAAAAAGGUGGGAUGCAAAUGUAACAAACAAACGCUUGGAGUUGCCCACCCUGUCCUCUACAAUGGAAUGGAAGGACCCUGUUGUGCCUCUGUGGGUCUGCCCCAUCUCAUUGUGCUCAGAAAUAUGAAGGGCCAACUCACCCAGACUGUGGCUAGUCAUGAAGAGGCUUGCACCAAGCCAUGAUUUCUGCCCACUCUAGCUGAGACUGAAGUUCUGCACCUUGCUGUUGCAUGCAUGCGUAUCGCAUUUGGGUGAGACAUUCUCUAUAUAGAUAAUGACGACUGAUGUGAUCGUUUCUUUUUUAUGCUGGCUGUGAGUGAAUGGCAGGGAGCGCUAAGGAGGGGUGUGUGUGUGUGUGUGAGAGAGAGAGAGAGAGAGAGAGAGACUGUUGUGUUUGAUCCAAGUGUUAUUUAAGUGGGGUGAGGGAAGGAAGUGUGUGUUCCUUUAGGACUUGGCUUUUUUAGCCCAGAGUUAUCUGACAAAUUAAAUCCAUUUUUUUCCUAAAUGUUGCUGCUCACUUCUUGCUUCCUCAUAUUCUUU
Elgaria multicarinata webbii is the source of this 4466-nucleotide messenger RNA. It is a transcript of the gene GPRC5C, whose product is annotated as G protein-coupled receptor class C group 5 member C. Lineage: Eukaryota; Metazoa; Chordata; Lepidosauria; Squamata; Anguidae. Gene Ontology annotation, molecular function: protein kinase activator activity; G protein-coupled receptor activity. The transcript is spliced from 5 exons. Bases 128 to 1426 code for a protein of 432 amino acids. Gene Ontology annotation, biological process: G protein-coupled receptor signaling pathway. The record is from RefSeq and is a predicted model, not a curated record. Gene Ontology annotation, cellular component: intracellular membrane-bounded organelle; plasma membrane; extracellular exosome.